AACUCAUCCUUGUCUUCGUUGUGGGUAUGGUCAGCAAAUCGGUAGCUUAAUUCCACUACUCUUCUUUAUCAUUGACCUCUGAUAACUUGACAACUCCAGCAUCGGAUCAUCAUCAUGCUGUUCACAGCAACGAUCCCCUUCCUCAUCCACGCUCUCAUUGAAACCCCAGCUGCCUUGACCUUCAUCCUGAAACCCUCCUCACAACUUCAACCGCUUCCUCCAUCGGCAGCUCUGAUUCUUCAGUCAUUCGGUGGCCUUCUUCUCACAAGUAACCUCAUUGCUCUCAUCUUUAUCCGGCGGCCGUUUGAUGACGCAACUCGUCAAGCUGCGCUCGCCUUUUCCUUCUGGCAUUUAUGGCCUAGUUAUCGAGCUUAUAUGCGAAUGAAUGGCUAUACAGAGGAGGAGGAAGCUUCAACAACCAAGACAUUAGGAGGACCACUGGUGCACCUAGGAGUUCACAUUGUUUUGUUGACCAUGUUUCUUUGUACCUGGUAUUUUGGUAAUGCUUAAGCAACAGUCUAUGACAUCUACAAUUACAACUUUUUUCGUGUCCCCCUUUAGUUUCUAAACAGCCGGAGUCCUGCCUC
Messenger RNA from Fusarium odoratissimum NRRL 54006, 587 nucleotides. RefSeq lists its product as uncharacterized. The transcript is spliced from 2 exons. Bases 115 to 510 code for a protein of 131 amino acids. NCBI's taxonomy places the organism in Eukaryota, Fungi, Ascomycota, Sordariomycetes, Hypocreales, Nectriaceae. The record is from RefSeq and is a predicted model, not a curated record.